Messenger RNA from Copidosoma floridanum, 3101 nucleotides. RefSeq names its product cell adhesion molecule 2. The record is from RefSeq and is a predicted model, not a curated record. Gene Ontology annotation, cellular component: neuron projection membrane. Gene Ontology annotation, biological process: synapse organization. Lineage: Eukaryota; Metazoa; Arthropoda; Insecta; Hymenoptera; Encyrtidae.
UUUUUUUUUUUUCUUUUUUUUUCUUCCCCCCAAAGUGCGGAAGACGCGUGUGUGAUCGUUGUUUAGUAGGUACACCAAACCACGGACAUGGCUCUGGGAUGGCAGGCGAGGAUCUCCAUUGCUGCUAUACUGUUGCUCUGCACCGAAGACACUUUGAGCCUGGGUGACCGAACAAUGGACGGCUCGGAGCGCCACGGGACCGCGAAUCGGCCGCGGCAGCAGCUACUCGACGUAGGUCAAAAGUCAAAGCUAGAGCCCGGAUUCGACCUCUCGCAACAAAUCAACGUCACUGCCCUCGUCGGCAAGACGGCCUACCUCACCUGCAGAGUGCAUAACCUUGGCAACAAAACAGUGUCCUGGGUGAGACAUCGGGACAUCCACAUCUUGACAGCGGGGGCGUACACAUACACGAGCGACGAGCGGUUUCAGGCGCUGCACAAACCGAACACAGGCUUGAGUAACGAGUGGUCCGAGUGGACUCUGUCGAUCAAGUGGGCCCAAGAGCGUGACGAGGGCAUCUACGAGUGUCAGAUUUCGACGAUUCCAGUCAAAGCCCACCAGUACUACCUCAACGUCGUUGUGCCCACGGCGACGAUACUCGGCGGCCCGGAGCUCUACGUGGGCGCGGGCAGCACGAUAAACCUGACCUGCACGAUCCACUUCAGCUGGGAGCCCCCGGCCUUCAUAUUCUGGUACUACAACGACGCGGUCAUGAGCUACGACAGUCCCAGGGGCGGGGUCUCGGUCAUCACGGAGAAGGGCAGCGACGUCACGACCUCGUGGCUCCUCAUACAGGCGGCCCAGCCCGGCGACUCCGGGGAGUACAAGUGCAAGCCGAGCAACGCCAACGUCUCCUCGAUCAGGGUCCACGUGCUCACUGGUGAGCGUCCGGAAGCUAUGCAAACGGGCACGGCCGGACCUAUUCUAUCAUCGAGCUGUCUUUUGGUGUCGCUCAUCAUUUUGUACAUAUCCUCGGUGUAAAGCUCCCAGCUGCCAUCCACCCAAGUUUAAAAAAAAGCACGGGACCGAGAGCAGAAGCGAUCACGUGUCCAGCACAAGAGGGUUACUACAAACGACAGCAAAAAAAAGUACGUACGUAGCGGGUGCGCGAAAUGAAGUUGAUCGAGCGGAAAAAAAAACAAAGGACGAGAUUACCUGUAAUGUUAAGCAUUGGAUUACAUAAAGAUAUAAUAUAAGUGUGUGUGUGUAUGGAUCGGACGUCGAGCUAGUCUCUCGUAUGUAUGAUUACCGGGGCUGCGCGACCAGAAUGCGGUGUACAGUGGAUCAAGGCUUGCACAUGCGGACGGACAGAGAGAGGGAAAAGUGCGCACUCGAGGAUCCAACUAGUGACCUGGCGCUCUCUCUCUUUCUCUCGGCAAUUCGGCGAUUUUACGCCCAAGUUGGUGGUGUUUGCGCCUGCCUGGGUCGCACGUACACAUCCCGCGGUGACAGAGACUCGUGCGAGCUGUUUCGUGGCUCGUAAACUUAAAUUACCGCGCGCUCUACUCCCUUCCCGUGAUAUCUCCCGAAUACCGAGCGAGCACGCGUAUACACAUAUUAUGUGUACGCCCUCGUGAUAUGGUGAGUAACAAAAGGAUACCAUGUGUAUACCUGACGCGUGUCGGGACAUACAGAUGUGGACAAAAAGGUGUUAUUAACACUCCGAACCCAAUAUCUUCCCAAACUACCCUCUUAUCCCCCCACGACACUGUCCAGUAUACGUAUAUAUGAAUAUUGCAUACACGCGUGAGUUUGAGACGGUGAUGAAAAUAAAAAGAAAAGCGAGAAUAUGUGUGAAUACGUCUGCGAAAGAGCCUUUGUGUGGUGUGACGUGGAUUUGCCGUUGCUAUGAGUAUUUUCGGUUUUACCGUAUACGUGUACGUGCACGAGUUCAACAAACUUCUUUUAUUUCAUUUUCUUAUUUGCAGGAAAUUGACUUUUUUUUUUCGUAUCCAUAAACUAUGUACUUUGGCGAAAGAAAGUUAGUAAGCCUCGGAACAAAGAGUCAUUGUGGUUGGGUUUUGAGAGCUGACUAUCGAGUCCAAGAAUUGGCAUUUAGAAAUCGUGGCUUACGUUUUAUUAAUAUUAAGAGCAUAAAUAAAUUAUGCCAAAAAGUUGUUUUGGGUUUUCUUAUUGUCUCUUUUCAUUCGAAAUAUUUUGCCUUUGUUGAUCUUGAUCUUUUUUGUUUGUUUAUUACUGCGUGAAAAAAAACAUAUUACACAAACGGCUGUAGCCUGGGGUAAGUUGGACUUGGCGUUUUCAUUGCGCAAGUGUACAAUGGAGAGCAGGAAAUUGCGAUGACUCGAGGGCUGUACCCUCUUCUCAUCGCAGCCACAAUCAUUUGACGUCGCAUGAUAUUAAAACACGAUCCCAUUCCCAUCGUCUUACGUUGUCGAGUUACGAGAGCAGUGCGCAUUAACCUCUAGAAUUAAGAUUGUAAAUAUUUCGACUUUCCGGAGUGACUAAAUUGUUGCAUUACGAAACUAAAAAAUGGGGGAAAAAAAAACAAAAUGAGCGAUCUUGUUAGACUGACGAUAUGUAACAUGAAAACGAUUUGUCGAGUGAAGUUUCACGAAUGGGUACAUGUAUAUUUAAAAGAAAAACGUACGUAUAUAAAUAUAUAUAUAUGAGUUGUAUCGAUCCAUUGGGACAUUUUAGCCGAAUAACGAUGAAUAAAUUGUUGAUAUGUGUAAAUAAAUUUUAUUUAUGUAGAGAGUAAACACUUUGGCGGAGCCAAGCAACGAUCGGUUGACUUCGAUUUAACGCAUGUUUGUUUUGUUUAUUUUUAUUUUAUAAAUACCUUACCUGGCAACGUAUCACUCUUACAUUUGCAGAAAAAAACGUUUCAUGAAAUAGACUGUAAGGUAUGUAAUUGGUAUAAAAAAUUUAAGUCUUUACGAUGACGCUUUUAAGUAAAGAGUAUUAUAUUAUUACUUUGUACCAAGCAACCAAAUGUCUGAUUUGUCUGUACACCGAAUAAACAGUUACUGUACUAUCUAUAAAAACGUAAAAAAUGAAAUGCGUAGGGUAAACUUUCUACACUGUGAAAUUGUGUUUUUGUUGUUAAUGUUUCUAUUAAGGAAAUAAAGUCAAAUUUAAAA